CAAACUAGCUUCUUGCCAUAAAUCCCAUGCCUACAGGAUGCUUCUAGGGGACAGCUCUGUCAUUCUUUAGCCCUUUACAGGGAAAUAAAUCCCCCAUCAAAGGCCUCUUGAGAUGAGCUAGAACAGCACUGGAUUUUUUUCUAGCUGGAUUUAACUUACUACAAUGAAGAUACUAGUUUUAACUGGAUUGUUCUCUCUUACCUCAAGUCUUUUCACAGCAGCUUCAGAAUCUUCCCUUAAUACCUCUGCAAUUCAAACUGUCUCUCUUAUCAAGACUUUUCGUGGCAUUUCUGCAAGAGACUAUGAUUAUAUUCCCCCUUAUGCUAUAGAAGGGGAGACAACGACUGUUCGUAUCAGAGAGCGCAAGUGCUCUUCAAAAAAGCCAAAUGACUCAACUUUAACAGAAGUUAACAACACAACGCUGGAGUACCUGACCAGUUCUCUAAGCACCAAGCUAAUACCUGCUGUCUACCUCAGCGCUGUUCUACUAGGUGUGCCAUCUAAUGCCAUUAUUCUGUGGAUGCUGCUCUUCCGAAUUCGAUCCGUGUGUACUGCCAUCCUCUACACAAACUUAGCUGUUUCGGACCUGCUGUUCUGCAUCAUGUUGCCAUUCAAAAUAGCCUAUCACCUCAAUGGAAACAACUGGAUUUUUGGCGAAAUGAUGUGUCGAACUACAACUGCCGUGUUUUACGGCAACAUGUACUGCUCCAUUCUGCUGCUCACGUGCAUCAGCGUCAGCCGGUACGUGGCCAUUGUCCACCCCUUCACCUACAAGAGCCUGCCCAAGCGCACCUACGCUACCGCUGUCUGCGCUACCGUGUGGACCAUCGUCUUCCUGUACAUGCUUCCGCUUUGCAUCAUGAAGCAGAGCUAUUAUGUGAAACAACUGGGCAUUUUCACCUGUCACGAUGUGCACAACGCCUGUGAAACUGUAUCAGCCUUCCAGUUCUACUACUACAUUUCUUUAGCUAUCUUUGGAUUUUUAAUACCUCUUGUAACUAUCAUUUUCUGCUACAUCGCGAUCAUACAAACACUUAAGACUCAUGAAUGGUUCUGGUAUGUUAAAGUAAGUCUUUUGAUCCUGACGAUCUUUGCUAUUUGCUUUGUACCAAGCAACAUCAUCCUUAUUGUCCAUCAUAUCAGCUACUACUAUUACAACACAGAUGGGUUGUAUUCUUUUUAUCUAAUUGCCUUGUGCCUUAGCAGCUUAAACAGUUGCCUUGAUCCUUUCCUUUACUUUCUGAUGUCCAAAAUCAGAAGUCAAUCCAAUAUCUAUCUAACAAUGGUUAAAGUAUCCAGGGAAAAAUGAAUUUAGUUCUGUAUUUAUUAUUGUUGGCAUUAUGAUUUUGUAUAGUGUUAACCCCAGUAGCAAUAAACUGCAGGUGCAACAGCUGGACAAAUAAAAGUAUUUUAAA
Molecule: messenger RNA, 1415 nt
Organism: Struthio camelus australis
Lineage: Eukaryota; Metazoa; Chordata; Aves; Struthioniformes; Struthionidae
Product: proteinase-activated receptor 3
Biological process (GO): positive regulation of Rho protein signal transduction; phospholipase C-activating G protein-coupled receptor signaling pathway; blood coagulation
Cellular component (GO): plasma membrane
Molecular function (GO): thrombin-activated receptor activity
Source: RefSeq, a predicted model, not a curated record